This is a messenger RNA of Melitaea cinxia (Glanville fritillary), 1663 nucleotides long. RefSeq lists its product as uncharacterized. Gene Ontology annotation, biological process: regulation of transcription by RNA polymerase II. The annotation marks the transcript as partial. NCBI's taxonomy places the organism in Eukaryota, Metazoa, Arthropoda, Insecta, Lepidoptera, Nymphalidae. Gene Ontology annotation, molecular function: DNA-binding transcription factor activity, RNA polymerase II-specific; RNA polymerase II transcription regulatory region sequence-specific DNA binding; zinc ion binding. The transcript has 4 exons. Gene Ontology annotation, cellular component: nucleus. The record is from RefSeq and is a predicted model, not a curated record.
UAUAAAAACUUUAUAUUAUGCGGAGAACUUAACUAUUGUUGUCUUUUGUGCCAAGAAAGUUUUAUUCGGAAAUAUUAUGUUGAUAAACACCUGGUAUGGGAGGAUCACAAGAACAACAUGAAAAAACAAGAAUAUUUUCCUAAGUUCAGAAAAGAUUUUAUUUAUAAGAUUCCUGAUGGCAGAUUCUAUUGUGAAUUUUGUAAUUUAGCUUUUAAAACAGUAGAGGAUCAUAUUAAAGAAAAAACACACCAAGACUUAAAAAUUUCGAAGACUUCAGCAAAUAGAAGGUCGUCAGUUGCUAAAUAUAUAGAUAAGUUCACAAUAAAAAUAUCAAGCGAAAAAAUUACAAUUGCAAACUGGCACGGUUUAAGUUUAAGAGAUAAUAUGUGUUUGUUAUGUAAUGAAUCGUUUGGAAUACUAUUGAAACAUAUAGCAUCCUAUAACCAUGUGGUAAAACUAAUAGAAUCUGAAACUAUAUCAGAGAAUGGCAAUCAUUACAGAAAGCAAGGCAAAAAUAGUUUUUAUUGCUUCAUCUGCUUCAAAGUAUAUGAUAAAGAUGAUCUUGAUGCACAUUGGACUGAAUGUCAUCAGAACAGUCAGAAAUUACGCGAAGAAAAAGAUAACAAAGAAAAUAUGAAGAAAGCAUUGAAGACCAAAAUAACAGACUUGAGAGCAAAGUUGAGAGAAAAAAGUCAAUAUUUUAAUUUCGACGUUGCAAAUAAAGCUGUUUGCUUACAAUGUAAAAAAGAAUUGGAUUUAGAAUAUGACGCCAUGGAAAGCCAUAUAAGGAAUCAUGAACAAGAAAAAAUAAUAGAUGCAUUUCAACGAACCUUCAUAGACAGGGGCAAGAGAAGGGCUGAGUUAGCCGAUUAUGGCAAAAAGAAUUUUAUAAUGUUAAAUCGAGGUGGUAGUAUGGGUUAUUGCACCUUAUGUUACACAUACGUGUCUGCUCACAUCAAUGUUGCGAAACAACACGUAGAAGGUACGAUACACAGGGGACACUUAGAGCUCAGAGGUUUGAUACAGGAACAAAAACAUGAAGCAUUACCUUAUGAACUCAUUUCUCAAAAAAACUUUGUUGAAUUAAUGCGUGGUCCGCAUAAAAUUGAUGACAUGAGUCUAACAUGUAUAAAUAAUGAUAUAUGUGUGAGUGUUAUGAGUUACAUGCUAAUUUCUAGAAAUUAUAAUUUCAAUGACGAUAUAUUUAAGUGUUACUGUUGCAAUGAAAUAGUGAGUUGCUUCGACUUGCACAAACACACAAGCCUUAAGGAGCAUAAAAAAAUUAUCUAUGAACUUAAAGUUUUACUUAUACCUACAAAUGAUGGUAUUGAAUUUAUUCGACAGAUUCAUCCAAAUCUUUAUCAUUGUGGAUAUUGCCAUACCGUCUUUCCAUUUUGGGAAAAUGUAAAGAAACAUUUGAAAAACUUUAAGCAUAGGGAAAACCGAAUAAAGGCAAAAAGGUUAAGUUAUCUAUGCAAUGAAGCCUUUGAUAAAUAUCCAGAACUUUUCUCCAAUGCGAUGCAGUACAGAAAAAGGACUCUAUCAAAUUCUUCCAGAAAAGAUUAAUAUUAAUUUUUUUUAUAGGUAGUUUAAUUUUUGACAGUAAUGGUUUUUAAUAUCUAUGUAAAAAAAAGCUAAUAAACUUGUGAUUUUUGUAACUGUA